CUCCAUUUCUUCCCUUUCUUUCCAUUGUAAUCCUCUCUCUUUAAUUUUUACACCACCGUUUUCUAAUUAUGGACUCUGUCGAUCUCCACGAAGUUCACGAAACCGCCGCCUCCAACGGCGGCGCCAACCACACCGACCACGGUUGGCAAAAGGUUUCGUAUCCUAAACGCCAACGUAAGACCAAAUCCAAGGCCGAUCCAGAAAAGCCUAACCUUACCCGCCUUAACGGAACCCUAACUAACGGCGGUCCUAACGUUUUCCAUUCCCUCGAGCAACAGUCUGAGGAUCGCCGCCGCCGGAUCCUUGAAGCUCAAAGAGCUUACGCUGCUGAUGUCAUUGAUGCCGAUGCUAAGGUUAAGAAUAACAGAUCGGAUCUCGAUGAUGAUGAUGAUAGUGAUCUGGAAGGUGUUAAACCUAAUGGAAAGCCGGCUGAGGUGGAAAAGAAAGUGAAGCAAAAGAAGCCGAAGAAGCCUAAGGUUACGGUUGCUGAGGCGGCUGCGAAGAUCGAUCCAGCUUUUCUCUCGGUUCAUCUCGCUGAAUUGAAUGGCGAACAACAGGAAAUCCAAAUGCAGAAAUUUGCGAAUUUUUAUGGUAAGGCAUUUCAGGAAGUGGUAGCGGGGCAGUUUCCUUGGAUGAAGAUGUUCAGGGAGAGUACCAUUACCAAGCUUGCAGAUAUACCUCUUUCACAUAUUUCUGAUGAUGUUUAUAAGACUUCAGCUGAUUGGAUCAGCCAACAAUCCCUUGAGGCACUUGGUUUUUUUGUCUUAUGGUCUUUGGACAUCAUUCUUGAGGAUUUGGUGGCCCAACAAGCAAGUGCUAAGGGCUCCAAAAAAAGCGUGCAACAACCAUCCUCGAAGUCUAAGGUUGGUAUAUUUGUGGCAUUAGCAAUGGUAUUGCGGCGUAAACCCGAUGCCCUAAUUAGUGUAUUGCCAAAGCUGAGAGAAGAAUCGAAAUAUCAAGGACAAGAUAAGCUCCCUGUUAUUAUAUGGAUGAUAAUUCAGGCAUCCCGAGGAGAUCUUGCUGUGGGGCUGUACAUGUGGGCACAUCACCUCUUGCCUAUAGUUGGUGGCAAGAACUGUAAUCCACAAUCCAGAGAUCUAAUUUUACAACUAGUGGAAUGGAUAUUAUCUGCCUCAAAAGCUCGGACAAUUUUAGUAAAUGCCGCAGUUAGGAAAGGGGAGCGUUUGGUGCCGCCGGCUUCAUUUGAGAUUCUAAUGCGAGUUACCUUCCCUGCUUCUUCGUCUAGAGUAAAGGCGACUGAAAGGUUUGAGGCCAUAUAUCCCACAGUAAAGGAAGUGGGUCUUGCUGGUUCUCACGGAAGCAAAGCGAUGAAACAAGUGUCUGUGCAGAUAUUUCAUUUUGCUUUCAAAGCGGCCGGUGACGGCACUCCUGAGUUGUCCAAAGAAGCAGCCGGAAUAGUCAUAUGGUCUUUGAACCAGAAUGCCGAAUGCUACAGGAUUUGGGAGAAGGCUUAUCUUGACAAUCUAGAAGCAAGUGUUGCUGUUCUUAGAAGACUUUCGGAGGAUUGGAAACAACACUCGGCAAAACUUACUACUCUUGAUCCUUUGAGGGAAACUGUCAAGAAUUUUAGAAACAAGAACGAAAAAGCAAUGAGCAACGGAGCUGAUGCUGUGAGACAGUCACUGUUCCAAGAAGCAGACAAGUAUUGUAAGCACAUAUCGGGAAAGCUAUCACGUGGCCAUGGAUGCUUAAAAGCUUUGGCCUUCUUGGUCGUUGCAUUUGCUGUAGGUGCUGCUGUUGUAACUCCCAACAUCGACCCCUCGGACUGGAGCAAACUAUCCGAAGCUAUUGGCACUGCCGACUGGGACAAACUGUCCGAAGCUCUCAGCACCGCUGACUGGAACAAACUGUCCAAAGUUUUCAGCUCUUAACGAUCUUCCCCAUCUCAUAAACUUCAAAUCUAGGUACUUUCUUUUUUCGAUCUAGAACUUUAACUGGCAACGGAGAAAAAGGUCGUUUGAUAUGGCAUUUUAGGAGAAUACUAUUAGAAUAGCGGCUUAAAGAAGGGGAUAAAAUGGUGCAAUGAGUUUGGUUUUUACUACAAUUACUUGUAUUUCAAAGUAAUUUAUUCUCAUGAACUUAGGGUUUCGAAUAAUUUGAGGAUAAUUUUCAUGUUGAAAAACCAUUAGCUUUUCUCAUAGUUUUUCUUAGGAGCGAGCAUAACUCGAUUUAAAAUUAGUUGAAAACCGGUGUGAUUUGGUUAAAUGGGUUUUCGAUCAAAGUUGUUUUUGUAUUUGAGUUGGUUAUGAGCUUUUAUUCAAGUUUGGUUUGAGAAGGGAAUAA
This is a messenger RNA of Gossypium raimondii (Peruvian cotton), 2304 nucleotides long. RefSeq lists its product as uncharacterized. The record is from RefSeq and is a predicted model, not a curated record. The coding region runs from base 69 to 1892 and encodes 607 amino acids. The transcript has 10 exons. Lineage: Eukaryota; Viridiplantae; Streptophyta; Magnoliopsida; Malvales; Malvaceae. Gene Ontology annotation, cellular component: Golgi apparatus; endoplasmic reticulum.